Beta vulgaris subsp. vulgaris (sugar beet) is the source of this 5951-nucleotide messenger RNA. RefSeq names its product protein SCAR2. NCBI's taxonomy places the organism in Eukaryota, Viridiplantae, Streptophyta, Magnoliopsida, Caryophyllales, Amaranthaceae. Gene Ontology annotation, molecular function: Arp2/3 complex binding; protein kinase A regulatory subunit binding; actin binding. Bases 287 to 5584 code for a protein of 1765 amino acids. Gene Ontology annotation, cellular component: cytoskeleton. Gene Ontology annotation, biological process: positive regulation of Arp2/3 complex-mediated actin nucleation; actin cytoskeleton organization. The transcript has 9 exons. The record is from RefSeq and is a predicted model, not a curated record.
CCUUUUUACUGUCACUCUUUCAGUCUUCCAUUUUCAGCCACUUUCUCUCUCCUCCUUGUUCUCUCUUUCUCACUUUAUAAAUAAAUUUCAGCUGCCAUUUUUGUUGCCAUUUUUUUCAUGGUUGAAACCUUGAAUUCUGAGAAAAGCUUUCAAUUCGAAGGAUCAUCAUCAUCAUCAGAGGAAGAAGACGACGACGACGAAGAAGACGAAGUUGUAGAGUUAAUUAGGGUUUGCAAUUGAAGAUUAAUUGAGUAAUUUUUUGAGUUUGAGAGGAGAGAGAAAGAGAAUGCCAUUGAAUAGGUAUCAGAUAAGGAAUGAAUACAGUUUAGCGGAUCCAGAGUUGUAUAAAGUUGCUGAUAAAGAUGAUCCUGAAGCUCUUCUUGAAGGUGUUGCAAUGGCUGGUCUUGUUGGCGUUCUUCGCCAACUCGGUGACUUAGCUGAGUUUGCUGCUGAAAUAUUUCAUGACUUGCAUGAAGAAGUUAUGGCUACUGCUGCUAGGAGUCAUGGUCUAAUUGUUCGUGUCCAGCAACUAGAAGCUGAAUUUCCUUUAAUAGAAAGGACUCUCCUCUCACAAACCAGCCAUACAUCUUUUCUCUACAACUCAGGUAUUGACUGGCAUCCUAAUCUUCGUAUGGAUCAGAGUUUGGUUACUCGAGGAGAUUUACCUCGAUUUGUAAUGGACUCAUAUGAGGAGUGUCGUGGUCCUCCUCGUCUCUUUCUUCUUGACAAGUUUGAUGUUGCGGGGGCUGGUGCUUGUUUGAAACGCUUCACGGAUCCAUCAUCCUUCAAAAUAAAUUCAACAUCAUCAAAUGGUAGAAAACUAGAAGGACAAAGAGAAAAGAAAACUCGAAGAGUAAAGAAGAGGGGACCACGCUGGAGAAAUGGGGAUACUCCGGAAUCCUUUCCGUCUUCACAUGCCAAACUGCAUCAGCUGUUUCUGGAAGAGCGUAUCGAGAGUGGUGUUAACGAUCCUGCACGUCGUGUGAAACUUAAGAAGAGGCAAUUUACUGGAUCUCUGUUUGAUCAGGAUAAUGUUAGAAGUUAUAUGGAGAAAUUUCUGGAUACUGGUCCGCAAGAGCAGAAAAAAUUUCAUGAAAUAUGUAUUGACCCCCUAGCACUGACUUGGACAUCAGAUAAUGUUUGUGAAGCAGGUCUUGAAAUAGUAGAGAUUGGUGCCAUGAGUCCUGUAAAAGAGUCAAUACGGAAUGACAGAAGCUUAUGCUCGUCGCCUGAUGCUAGGGAAACUGUGGUCAAAUCAUCAAUAACUGAAUAUUAUCAGGAAAGUUUGAAUCUAAAAAAUGACAGAAAAUCUAUGGAAGUGCCUGGACUUAACCAUGAAACUCAUGGCCAUGACAUGAAAACUAUUCAGAAGAUGGUGAAUGGUGAAGAUAUCGCAGAUAGAGAAAGCAAGUCAGAAGUGAGUGUUGAUGAGGCCUGUGAUUUUGAUGAUGGUGCUAGUGAGAUUGAAAAUUAUGUUGAUGCCCUUGCCAAUAUAGAGUCCGAAGUGGAGACAGAUUCUGAAUGUAAGAAAUUUCCACGCUAUAUGAACCAUAAACCCGCUGUGGCAGAUUCUGAUGGAAGUGAACGACAACGGGAGCUACAAAGUGUUUCUAUGGAUUCACAAUCAGUGGGGAACUCAGCUACAUCAGACGAUGGCUACAUUUAUAGCGAGGAGAGGCAGAGUUCUUCAUGCUCAAAUAGUGUGAACACUGUGACUGAGACUACACCUGGUCUUGAUACAGCAGUUAUGGCUGUUCCCACUACUCAAGCCUUUACCUCAGAUUCUGUCAAUAUGUGUUUUGACCAUCAUUCUACAUCUGAGGAGAUUCUUAGAAAAGAGAGAGAAAAGCAUGUAGCAGCCAGUACUGAUCAUUUUGAAGGUGAUGACAUUCUGAAGAGUGAGCAGGAGUUUGGUGAAGCUUUAAAUGCUUCAUCUCCUGCAGAUUUGAAUAAGAAAGCUGUGCCUGUAGAUAUGGAAGCUUGUCUGAAAAAGAAUCCAUCGACGGGCUCAGAAUGGGAAGACCCUUCCAAUCGUGAUGCUGUCGUUGGAGAAACAGAUCGAUGGCAUGCUAAUCAAACUGCUAUGUUACCAUCCCAUAAAACAUUUUCUGACGCUAUGGAGGAUAGCGGGAAUCAUUUUAGUGUUGAACCUUCAAUCCGUGACAAUGAUGAUCAGAAUUCUAGUGUAUACUCUGAUACCUCACAUGGUCCGUCAAAUAGUUCUUAUGGUUUGUUGGUUGAAGGACAUGAUUAUAAUUUGAGAGAGGCUGUUAAUGCUUGUUCAGACAGUGGACCGCCUAGUAAACAUCUACCUGUUUCUGAUCCUACUUCUCCAGAGAAGACAAACUCCAUAUAUGUGACCCAUGAACACCUUUCUGUUCCAUCAACUGAAGUUAAUUCAAGAGAUUUGUACUCUUUCUCAAAUUCUGCAGCAAAUAUUGGAAUACAAGAGCUGCUCCCCAGCAAAACAAAUCCUUGCCGUACAUCUUCUCUUGAUUUUGCAGUGGGAGACCGCCCAUGCUCUUCAGAAGAUCCUAAUAUAGAAGAUAGUACUGCUGUGAGUAAGGAGAGAGAAUCUUCUGCUUCGCUAGUUGACCAGGCUGGGAGAUUGCCCGACAUCUCCAAUCAGUUGCAAUCUUGUACACAAGAAUUUUCUUCCUCUGCAAUUACCGACACAGAAGUCGUCCCUGAGUGUGGGCCUUUAGAAGCUGAUAUAGCUGUUGCUGCAUCUUCCAGGGAGGAAUCCAAUAGUGUGAGAUGUGUCUCUGCAAAUGAAAAAAUUGCAGAUGAUUUUCUCUUGGUGCAAAAGCAAUCUCCCCUUCCAGAUCCUCUGGAAACUCAACAUGAAUGGCUGAACAUUCCCUCAGAGGCAAUGGAUACUAUACAGGAAGAUGAAGUUCGUAAGCAAUAUCCCGGGAAUGAUACCUGUACGGGAUGCACUGUCUCUGUUGACGAUGAUGGGGUUGAAGCUGCUCUUCAUGCUGGUUUGUUGGAUAUGGAGCCUGUCUGUCAGGAUUCCAAUUCCACAUAUCCAGAGGAAACAAAGGCGUUCGAGCUAGAUAGCCUCGUGGUUGAUCCUGUUUCUCAAGCAGCAACCUCGCUUGGUGAGGCCAGCGUUCAUGCUACUGCAGACCAGCAUGGUGAUGAGGACCUGAUUAUUUCUCGUGAUGCAUCGCCUCUUAGCAUACCUUUUAAACAUGCUAAUAUUUCUGAUUGUGUAUUAGUAGCUGAGAAUGGUUCAGAUUUGGUUCAUAAUGUGGAUAAGGUGGAGCAUAUAGCAACUGUUGCUGAUGAUAACCAUCACAAUGGGAUUCCUCUAUCCUCAUCUUUGAUAUCAUUUGAAGAAUCACUGCCUGGAGCCUCAUUAGCUUCUGAAAAUAGCAGCGAACAUCUGAAGUCAGCCUCCUCCCACCAGAUCCAUCUGCAAGAGGUAAAAGACCUGGAUCCACUUGGCUAUGAGCUCUUGAAAGCACACCAUGUUGAGAGAAAAGAGACUGCAGGAGUUGCUGCUUUACAUUAUGAUAACCAACCCGUAAUGUCAAAAAAUUCACUACAGUCGACUGAUCAUACACUGGAGACCUCCAGUGAAGUCUUCCAUGGCAAUGGCAUGCUUAAUGCUGCUGCUAACCAAGCCACCCAGGUAGAAAACUCAGGCCAGCCUCCCCAUCAACAAGGUAUUCCUGAUCUUGGAAUGCGUCCAGCUGAACCUCAAAUUAACCUAGAGCCACCGUCUCUGCCUCCUUUGCCUCCUAUGCAAUGGAGACUAGGCAGGUUCCAAAAUUCUGCUGCUGCUCCACCGAAGAGGCAAAUGGUACAACAUACACUUGUUCCAGUCCAAGUCCAACCAAUGAGCUUGACGACUAUGCACCAUACCAUGGCUCCAGUACAAUCAAUGACCGUACCAGCUGUGCACCAUUCACUUGCUUCUUUCCAACCAGUGACCUUAGCGGCAGGGACCAGUACACUUGCUUCGAUCCCACCGGGGGCCCUGCCAAUAGCCCUACCAGCAGUACAUUAUACGAUAGCUCCUCUCCAACCAGUGACACCACCAAUUAGUAACUAUGGAACUGAGGCUAUUGCUCGGACAUUUACGAGUGAGGGACAGCUGGGUCAUAUAGAUGAUUAUGUGACACAGCAAGGAAUCUUCAAAACGCCAAUGCCAGUUUCUGUUACUGAUAGUUUUUUCGAGAUUAACACGAGUACAGUUGAAAGACAAAACAAUUUACCCUCUACUGUCCCUUUAACAAUCUCCAACUCAGAUGGUUAUGAGACACAGCAGGGAAUGUUUACACCGCCAAUGCCGGUUAUGGUUCCUGAAGUUUCUUCCAAUGCUAACACAAGUAUAACUGGAAGACAAGACAAUCUACCGUUCGUGGCCUCUUUAUCCUCAUUAAGGUCAAUGAAUGGCACCCAGAUUUUUGAAGAAUCCUUUAAGGCUAAUGUGGAUCAACCUGAAUCAGGAUCAUCGAUUGAAGGCGGCAUUUCUGAGCAUAUUUCUACGGUGGAGUCCCAAGGCAUUGCUGAAACUGCUAUCCGAAAUGAGCUGCAUGGACUUGGUUCCCAGGUGUCGGAAAAAGAAGCAGUGAACUCUUACGUACAACCCAUCUUUUCAUCCACAGUGGACCAGCCAUCCCCAGGUUUGGCAGCUCCUGAAGCGGGAAUAACGUGGUCAAGUGCAUAUGACGCAGUUCCAACUCAUGCAGAUGCCAAUAUAAAUGGAACUUUCCAGAAGAAACCUCCUAGACCUAGAAACCCUCUCAUUGAUGAGGUUGUUGCUAUUGACAAAAGCAAGUUCCGAAAGGUCGAACGAACGAAGCCACAAUUGGAAUCAAAGUCGGAAGAGGGAGAGUCUCUACUGGAACAAAUGCAGUUGAGAAAGGUGGAAAGGAAUAAGCCACCAGUGGAAUCAAAAGUCGAAGGAGGAGAAUACUUACUAGAACAGUUGCAACUGAGAAAGGUGGGAGGAAGGGUAAAACCACCAGUUGAACAGAAAGCUGAAGAGAAGGAGUUUUCACUGGAACAGUUGCAGUUGAGAAAGGUAGGAGAAAGGGUUAAACCCUCAGUUGAGCCAAAAUCUGAAGAGAGGGAGUUUUUACUGGAACAGUUGCACUUAAGAAAGGUAGGGGAAAAGACGAAACAAGAGGUUGAGCCAAAAGUUGAAGAAACUGGAUCACCACUGGCCCAGUUGAGGAAGGUCAAGGAAAGGGUUAGAGAGGAGGCUGAGCCGAAAGCCGAAGAAACAGAAUCUCCACGGGUGCAGUUGAGAAAGGUCAGGGAAAGGGUUAGAGAGGAGCUUGAACUGAAAGCUGAAGAAACAGAAUCUCCACGGAUGCAGUUGAGAAAGGUAGCUGAAAGGGCACAUCCUCUGAUUGGAGAAAAGCCGGAAGAGAGAGACUCUUUGUUUGAACAGAUAAGAAACAAGUCAUUCAGUCUGAAACCAGCAGUUGUAACUAGACCAAACAUUCAAGGUCCAAGAACAAAUUUGAAUGUUGCUGCCAUUUUGGAGAAAGCGAGCACUAUCCGCCAGGCAAUGGCUGGAAGCGAUGAAGAUGAUGAUGAUGGUGAUAGUUGGAGUGAUAGUUGAUACAACUACAACCCACUUUGCCAAUUUGUCAGUGCUGUUUGAAAUUAUAUGUACCCCAUCAGUAAAUAGAUUUAAGGGUGGUUGUAGUUUUGUACCUUACCCUACAUAGAUAUAUGUAUAGUGUCUCUUUUUGUUUUCAUUUUUUCGUGCCACUGCAUAGGAACGUAACAAUAUACAUACAUGAGCUGCCUGAGGUUCUGCGUGUAAGCGCGUCUUUAGGUUUGCCCUUCUGCGCAAUUCAAUGUUAAUAUUGUUUUGUAUUAGUUUUUCGAAUUUUGACAGAGAUGUGUGGCAUCAGACUGAUGUAUAUCCUUGUCGAUAUUGUUCUAAAAUUUUGUGUUCAUAUAUCAAGAUGGUCCUCUGCAUA